Acanthopagrus latus (yellowfin seabream) is the source of this 3664-nucleotide messenger RNA. RefSeq names its product v-maf avian musculoaponeurotic fibrosarcoma oncogene homolog Ba (gene mafba). The record is from RefSeq and is a predicted model, not a curated record. Bases 1401 to 2606 code for a protein of 401 amino acids. Gene Ontology annotation, biological process: regulation of transcription by RNA polymerase II. Gene Ontology annotation, molecular function: DNA-binding transcription factor activity, RNA polymerase II-specific; RNA polymerase II cis-regulatory region sequence-specific DNA binding. Gene Ontology annotation, cellular component: nucleus. Lineage: Eukaryota; Metazoa; Chordata; Actinopteri; Spariformes; Sparidae. The transcript has a single exon.
CACAGAUGUGUAAAUUAAGAAGAAAAAGUUUAUUAUGCUUCUUUAUUAUAAACCUAAACCUCAAAAUCUGACUGUGAGACGACUGUGAUUGUGUCUGGAACAUUAAACAUUAUAAAGUUGUGCGUCCUUGUUCGUGAGAAAAGGUCAAGAUCCAACUUUUACCAGUGUUAAACUGGAGAGCUCCCAACCUCCACCUUUAUCUGCAGGCGAACACAAAAGACACCUGCGAUUGGUUAACUUAUCAAAGCACAGCAGGGCAAAGUAUAUGAGGUGUAUAAAUAUAAAAGUUGCACAAUAAAUCAGUGUAUUUCAGUAUUAUUGAAUCAAUGAAUGGCGACAUGAAAGGAACAUGUUCUAUUAACUGUUCUUUUUGGAAAAACAGUCAAAGUGCAUUUGGACACAAUCUGUCAGGAUCUCUGGCCCCUUCAUGUAAAGCUCCCCGGCUGUUUUAAUAUUGGACAUUUUGUUAAAUUAAUACGUUUUCAAAGUGAGCUUUGUGCCAUAAAAGUGCCAUUAGUGGAUUCUCAUUUGGCUCUCGGUAUCACAGCCCGUGAAUCACUCACGCUGCUCUCAUUAAGAUCUGAAGCAGCGUUCAGAGGAGACACGAAGCGCUGCGCUGCACCGGACUCCAUGAAGUGGAGGCAUUUUCUCUCUCCUCCACUUUCCUCCCCACCUUCUGCUUUUAGGGAAGUCGGUCAGCUGACUGUCUGUGGCUGUCAGGACUGUAUUGUGCGCGCUCGCUCUCCUCCUCCUUCUCUUCCUCUAUUUCAGUGCGGAGUCUCGCUCCCAUUGGAGCGCUGAGCGCUCCGGAUCCAUCCCUUUCGGCUCGACGUCACGGUGCUAUAAGGAUAAAGCGCUGGCUGGCUCCAAGCGCAGUCUGCUGGAUACCACAGAGUGGGAGAGAGUGAGAGAGGCGAGCCUUUAAAAUCUCUGCGGUGCAGAGCUGGAAAAGCGGCUUCUCAGCGAAAAACCAGACGCCCUAUUUACUCUUCGCUUUAUUCGCUCCUGUUAUUUUCCUGGAGAAAAAAAAGGGACUUACAACCAAGAAGUCGCUACGAGGACUGGUGCCCGUCUCAGCGAACAGUCGUGGUAUUUCCUUUAUUAUUGUUAUUUAUGCUGAUUUUUUUAAAAAGAUUUUUGUUUAAUUUUUUUAUUUUGUUGUGAACACUUCUACUGAAGGGACUGAGGUUUUUGUUUUUUUCUCUCAACUUUUUGCACUGAGACGCAUUGCUUUCUCUACCUCCUGUCUGGUCUCUCUGCCAGAUUAUCCCAGCAGAAGUAGGCUAUGACGCAAACCGUGUGCAGAGCAUUAGUCUGAAAGUUUUCCUCCGCUACUUUUUUUUUCCUUUUCCUUUUUUUUUCUUUCUUUUUUUCACCUCUCACCAAUCACACGGUGUUUCAUGCUACAGCAAGUCAGCGCACAGCGGUGGAGGAGCCAAAAGAACUAUUGCAUGAAACAAGAACGGAGAGAAGAGACGCUGAUUAAUAAGUCAGUUUUCGCGACGCUCGCAUAUCUGCAAAAGAGUCGCGACAGCAACAUGAGCACAGAGCUGAGCAUGGGCCCGGAGCUGCCCAGCAGCCCUCUGGCUCUGGAAUAUGUCAAUGAUUUUGACCUGAUGAAGUUUGACGUGAAGAAGGAAGGCCUGGCCGGGCUGGAGCGCAACGGGGUGCGCCAGUGUAACCGUCUCCAACCCCAGGGCUCCGUGUCCUCCACCCCCAUCAGCACACCCUGCAGCUCGGUGCCCUCAUCGCCCAGCUUCAGCCCCACAGAGCAGAAAAACCACCUAGAGGAGCUGUACUGGAUGCCGAACAGCGGGUACCACCAGCAGCUAGACCCGCAGACGCUAAGCCUGACCCCAGAGGACGCGGUGGAGGCCCUGAUCGGCGCCACAGCUCACGGCCACCCUCCGCCUCCGCACGUCCAGCAGCAGCUGCAGCAGCAGGGCGCUUUCGAGGGCUACAGGGGCCCGCACCACCACCACAGCCACCACGGCCACGGCCAGCAGCACCAUCACCCAUAUGCGGGGGGCAUCCCGCACCACGCCGAGGAGCUGUCCGGGCACCCGGGCGGCCACAGCCACCCACACAGCCAGCACCACCACCACCACAGCCAGGACCCCGACAGCCCGUCCCCGGUCUCCCCGGAGUCCCACCAGCCGCUCCAUCACCACCGCCACCAUCACCACCAUCAUCCGCACGGCCACCUGAGCCAGUCCCACGGCUCCGGGGGCGGACUGAACGUGGAGGACCGCUUCUCCGACGACCAGCUGGUGUCCAUGUCGGUGCGGGAGCUCAACAGACACCUACGGGGCUUCACCAAGGACGAGGUCAUCCGCCUGAAGCAGAAGAGGCGGACCCUCAAGAACCGGGGCUACGCGCAGUCCUGCCGGUUCAAGCGGGUGCAGCAGAAGCACGUGCUGGAGAACGAGAAGACGCAGCUGAUCAACCAGGUGGAGCAGCUGAAGGCGGAGAUCAGCCGGCUGGCGCGGGAGCGGGACGCCUACAAACUCAAGUGCGAGAAACUGACGGGGUCGGGGGCCAGUAACGGGUUCCGCGAGGCUGGCUCGACCAGCGACAACCCCUCAUCACCAGAGUUUUUCAUGUGAGUUGUCAAGAGCCUUUUUCACAACAAAACUUUUACCCCCCACCCAACACAAACACACAGACACACACACCACAACACACACACAAAACACACACACACAACUUUGCCUUUUUCUCCACACAAAAACGACAGACUGGCUGACAACAACCCCACACCUCCUCAUACUGUUUAUGAUUAUACUAAUAACGGCAACAACUAUAUUCAUAUUAGAAGAAUAAUCCAUCGAAUAGUAUCCUCAUAUAUAACCAUCUCUCCAUCCACGUGUCAACUUGAGAUACAAAGAGCAACAGUAGAGUGUCUGAUCAGUCGCAGCGUCUUUGUAGACUAGUUGCUUGUAGUGAAGAGACUGUUUUUCUUUUUUUUUCUUCUUCUUCUCCAAAGAAGGGGAUCGGCUGAUGAACUUUUUCUUUACUGUUUUUGUUUGUUUGGUUGUUGUUUGUUUAUUUCCUCUCUCUCUCUCUCUCUCUCUCUCUCUCUCUCUCUCUCAUUUGAGGCUACAGCUUUUAUUUUGAAAUAAUCUGUAAAGUAGGUGUUGGGGGGGUCGAUUGGCGUCGAGGCGUGUUGUCUUUGUAAUUCUGUUAUGAGAGCAACGAGCGGGCCUGGCCUCCUAAAAACAAAAUAAUCUGAGAAGAAAUGUCCCCCCCACCACCACCACCACCACAAAAACAGCAGAAAGACUCCAACUUUUAUGCAAAAUUUAAAAACUUCUGUCUACUUGUAAACCCCCCCACACACACACACUCCGUCAGGCUGGGAGGGGGGAGGGAGGCACGGGAGGGGAGGGGAAAGUGUGUGGGGGGGGAACUUGGGGGGGCAUUUUUAUGCAACAUCUCAUUGAUUUAUUGCCUGCUUGGUUAUAUUCGAAUAUAUAUUGAAACAAACUUAAAAAAAGGAGAAAAAAAUAAGAAAAAAUCUGCAUUAAAUAUUAAUCCUGCAUGCUGGACAUGUACGGUAAUAAUUUCUAUUUUGUACUUUCAUCUUCUCGUGUAUAUUAAGAGCAUGUUGUUGAUCUGCGCUUCUCCAUGGUUUCCUUUUUUUAAAAUUUUUUGUUGGAGGGUG